This is a messenger RNA of Penicillium lagena, 1137 nucleotides long. Its product is annotated as mitochondrial 37S ribosomal protein mS45. The coding region runs from base 1 to 1137 and encodes 378 amino acids. The transcript is spliced from 2 exons. Gene Ontology annotation, biological process: mitochondrial translation. Lineage: Eukaryota; Fungi; Ascomycota; Eurotiomycetes; Eurotiales; Aspergillaceae. The record is from RefSeq and is a predicted model, not a curated record. Gene Ontology annotation, molecular function: structural constituent of ribosome. Gene Ontology annotation, cellular component: mitochondrial small ribosomal subunit.
AUGCCACCCCGGAUACAAAGCCGGCGUGUGUCCAACACCCUCCUCCCCUACCUUUCCUCCUCCUCCUCAUCUCCAGCCUCUCACUCCUCCCUUCUUACUUCCCGCCAAUUCUCAAGCACACCAGCACAGCAGACCAAGCUGCGCCGAGAAAUGUUCGCAUGGCUCAACACCACGGGAGCCACACUGAAACACCACGUCCCCGGCGAGACCAACUAUGUGACCGGGGUGGUCAGAAACGUCAUGAGCGAUGGCGGCUCGAAACUCCCAUUCCCUAACAAUCCUAGUUUUUUCAGCGAACCCGUCUUGAGCGAGGAGCUGCGCAAUGAGAUCUAUGCGCGUGUCACGAAGCAGCAGAAGAGUAUUCGCGCUGUCAGUGUCGAUAUGGGGAUCGAUAUGAAUCGUGUGGCCGCCGUGGUGAGAUUAGUCGAGUUGGAGAAGAGGCAAAGAGCUCAGGGAAAACCACUGGCCCUGCCCUAUGCACGGGCAAUCCACGAAAUGGUCCCUGUCACACCGCUCUCCCAAGAUGGCGAGCGACAAACUUACCACGAGCCCAUCAACGACCUCCCCACCCACCCAUCGACCGGCGCUCAGAUCUUCUACCCGGUGCCUGAGUCGCGAAAAUUCACCCGCGUAGACGCCGGCCGAGUCUUCUCCGGCGCUCCGGCAAUGGACCAUGAAACAGCAGCGAAGAUCUCCCACCCAUCCGACCUAGCCGAGGGCAUAAUGGAGAAGCCCAACUCAAUUGAAUGGGUCGGCAAGGGUGACAACGCCCGCCAGGUGCUGCAGCCCGCGGAUGUGCGCAUUCCGCAUCCACAACUAGUCAACUUCGAGAUCGAUCGCAUCAACGAACCUCUCGCCCGCCGGGAGCGCGCAGAGCGCCAGGCCCAGCGGAUCAAAAAGCAAGAUGAAUUGGAGCAGAAGCGUCGCGAGCGCGCCCAGGCGCGCCGCCAGGACCGUAUCGCUAAGGUCGAGCCUGCGGAUUCGCGCUUUGAGUAUCGCUUCCAUGAUACUGUCGUUAGCAAGGAGACUACUGGUCCUCACGGCAAGGGUCACCUCGCUCCCGGUCGGAGGUAUGGAGUGCCUUCUGAGGAUCGGAAGCGCGGUAUCGUCAAGAUUCCGACUCGUGUGGGGGCGUGA